This is a messenger RNA of Daphnia carinata, 1755 nucleotides long. Its product is annotated as alpha-amylase-like. Lineage: Eukaryota; Metazoa; Arthropoda; Branchiopoda; Diplostraca; Daphniidae. Gene Ontology annotation, molecular function: alpha-amylase activity; cation binding. The record is from RefSeq and is a predicted model, not a curated record. The coding region runs from base 188 to 1657 and encodes 489 amino acids. The transcript has 13 exons. Gene Ontology annotation, biological process: carbohydrate metabolic process.
CACCCCAACUUGUGGCCAAUUGUCGGGAGACAGUAUAUAUAACUCGGGUAAGUUAUAGUUCACGUCGAAUAACUUUCCACUCUAAAGCAGAACAUCGCCCUUUUCUUUGAAGGUUUUAUUUUUUUUUUUGCAAUACUUUUUAUUAUUUUUGGAUUUGAAACGAACGGAGAAGAAAAAGAAAGAGAGGAUGUUUCGUUGCGUGAUGAUAGUACUGGCUGCUGCCAGCUGCAGCCGGGCACUAUACGACCCCAACUGCAAUGGAAAACAGGCAAUCGUUCAGCUGUUCGAAUGGAAGUGGACCGAUAUUGCGGCCGAAUGCGAGAGAUUCCUAGCAGCCAACGGAUUUUGCGGUGUUCAAAUUUCUCCAGCAGCGGAACAUAUCGUUCUUGCCGACUUGGCGUGGCCGUGGUGGCAACGCUAUCAACCCGUCAGUUAUCAGCUUAACGGUCGGUCAGGAACAGAAGCCCAGUUUAUCGACAUGGUACAACGUUGUAACCGAGUCGGAGUAAGGAUCUAUGUGGACGCUGUAAUCAAUCACAUGACAGGAGCCAACCAGACGGGAGUCGGCCAUGCUGGUUCAACGUUCAAUACGAUGGGAAGCGUCCGCGAUUUCCCGGCUGUCCCUUACACGGCAGAGAACUUCACGCCUCGAGAACUUUGCCCUUCAGCUACUGGUAACGUGGACAACUACGACGAUCGCAAUAACGCCUACAAUUGCUACCUCUACGGACUGGUGGAUUUGUACCAUAGAUCCGACUACGUCCGUCAGACGAUCGCCAACUAUUUGAACAGAAUGGUCGAUAUCGGUGUGGCCGGCUUCCUAAUCGAUACGGCGAAGAACGUCUGGCCGGAGGAUAUUGCAGCCAUCGCGUCGCUACUUCACGAUCUACCGACGGAUCAGGGAUUCAGCAAGAACGCACGGCCAUACAUUUUUCAAACGGUUGUUGAAUUCAACGAAUUUGACAUCAAAGUGGGCGAUUACUACAGCACAGGUAUGGUGACGGAAUUCCGCUAUCCGGCCAAAAUCACCUACGGAAUAAACAGUUACGAGCAGCUGCGCAACUUGGUUGAUUACAGUUGGGGAAUGUCCAUACCGGAGAGAGCCGUCGUCUUCGUCGACAACCACGACCUCCAACGUGAUUCUAAUAUAGGACCUGGUGAUGUCACCACGUUCAAGACGCCAGCCCAGUACAAACAGGCGGUAGCGUACACUCUAGCCCAGGAUUAUGGUUUCGUUCGUUUAAUGAGCAGCUAUUACUUUGAAUUCGCCGACCAGGCGCCGCCUAAUGACGGCACUUACAACACGCUGGAUGUCAUUAUCAAUCCGGAUGGAAGCUGCGCCAACGGCUGGGUAUGCGAGCAUCGUUGGAACAUCAUCAAACGGAUGAUCCGAUUCCGUAACGCGGUCGUAGGUACGGCCAUGGAAAACUACUGGAACAACGGCGUGGCUGUGGCGUUCUCCCGUGGCGCUAAAGGCUUCUUCGCCAUGGCUCAAAGCGGUUAUCUACAGAAGAACUUGCAAACUGGUUUACCGCAGGGCAUCUAUUGUAACAUUAUCGAUGAUUGCAACACUUCCAUCCAGGUUCUGGCUGAUGGCACAGCUGAUAUCUCUAUUGCCAAUCCAGACGAACCUGUCGUAGCCUUUCUUGUCCAAUAAACCUCGCAACGAUGAAACGAAACAAGGCUUUUCAAAACUGCUAUUCGAUUAUAUCCCACAGCCUUUCCCCUUUUUAAAAAAAUAUUUCUUGUCCAAUA